AAUGGUAUCAAAAUGGCCACUGAGUUGUUUUGUUGUUUAGAUUUAUCAAUGCUAUUGAUAAAUUUUUCGAGUUAAGUUCACGUUUGAACGUGUUUUGUAUUCUAAACGAGUGUACGAAGACCGAUUAAAAAUAACGGGGAAAAAGAAGAAAAGUAAAAUGGCUAGUCCAUCGCCGCAAAGCAGCCCGAUGCCUCCACCACAGGCACCGAGCCCAAUGGGACCUCCAUCUCAAAGUCCCGCACCCUCCCCAUCCCCUCACAGUCCUUACCAACAGCCUCCGCCUCAUAAUAUGGGACCUUCUGGACCUCCAAUGGGUCCAAUUCCACCCGUUGGAGGUCCCCCAAGUCACUUAACAGGUCCACCUGGGCCACCUCCGCACAUGGCACCUCAACCUCCUCAUCCAUCCAUGUCUCCACAUGGGCCUCCUGGACCACCAGGUCAUCAAGUUUUACCUCCUGGUGGUCCACCACCUCAAGGGCACAUGGGAGGUCCUCCUGGGGGACCUGGAGGACCUCCGGGUGGCCCGCCACCAAUGCAACCACAUCCUCAAGGACCCCCUGGUGGACAUCCUGGAAUGCCGGGGAUGCCGCCUGGAGGCGGAGGGCAGCAUAUGGGACAAGGACCUGGGGGGCCACCACCGCAGGGACCAAUGCCGCCUCAUGGACAUGGGGUUGUUGGGGGACAAGGACAAGGAUAUCCACCGCCGCCACCUCCCCAUGGAAUGCAUCCACAACAAGGACCACAGAAUCCUUCAUCUUCACCGGGACCUCAAGGGCCACCUGGCCCUCCUGGAGGUCCGCCACCUUCCGGACAACAACAAUUGCCUCCUCAGGGGCAACAAGAAAACUUGAACGCGUUACAAAGAGCUAUUGAUUCAAUGGAAGAAAAGGGGAUGCAAGAAGAUCCAAGAUAUUCGCAAUUACUGGCGUUAAGGGCGAGAUCGAAUGGAAAUUCAGUAUUUAAUAGUGGCCAAAUGGGGCAGUUAAGGGCUCAAAUAAUGGCUUAUCGAAUGUUGGCGCGAAAUCAACCCAUAAAUCAACAAUUGGUAAUGGCUGUCCAAGGGAAAAGACCGGAUGGAACUCCUCAGUGCCCAACACCACCAAGUAGUCCAUUUCAGCCCAAUUCCGGUGGACCACAACCAGCACAGGGUUCUGGGCCUCCGGGAGGCGGUGAUAGUGGGGAUUCAUCCUCUCCUGACAACUCCGUUCCGCCGCAAAUGCGUCCACCGGGGCCUCCAGGUCCUCCUGGGCCUCCUGGAGGACCUCCCGGUGGACCGCCUGGAUCUUUGGGGCACCAGGGACCGCCGCAUCAAGGUCCUUCCGUACAUCCAGGAAAUCACCCAGGACCUGGAAAUCAUCCGGGACCUCCUAAUCAUCCUGGGAGUCAUCAAAGUCAUCAAGGAGGUCAUCCUGGGCAAGGAAGCCACCCCGGAGGGCCACCAAGUCAUCCUGGAGGUCAUCCCGGAAGUCAUCCUGGGGCUCAUCCAGGUCCUCAUCAAGGCCCACCUAAUCAUGGAGUACCUCAUCAAGGACCUGGUGGGCACCCCGGAGGAAUGCAAGGACCUACGAAUCAUCCAGGAAGCCAUGCUGGUCCGCAUCAUGGGCCACCACCAGGUUCUGGACACCCAGGAAGUCACCCCCAAGGUCCUCCUAUUCAUCAUCAAGGACAUCCAGGGGGGCCACCGAAUGUAACUGCUUCUCAAGGACCCCCUGGUGGACCUUCUGGAGCUCCACAAGGGCUCCCAGGUGGACCGCCAGGUUUAUCUGGUGGGCCGCAAGGUCUUCCUGGUGGGCCGCAAGGUCUUCCUGGAGGUCCUUUGGGUCUUCCAGAUGGUCCACAAGGCGGUCAAGGGUUACCGGGAGGUCCUCAAGGUUUACCAGGUGCUCCUCAAGGACUACCAGGUGGUCCUCAAGGACUUCCCGGAACUCCUCAGCGGUUAUCAGGGGCUCCUCAAGGUCUUCCUCCAGGCGGAAUUCCCCCACAAGGUGCGCAGGGACCGCCGGGAGGACCUCAACAGUCUCCCGGUCUUCCCAAUUCGCAAAAUUCUCAAAGUACUCAAGGUCCUCCUCAAAGUAUGCCUCAAGUGGGCCCCCAAGGUGGUGGAAUACAAACCCAAAUUCAAAGUGGGCAAAACCUUCAAACUCUUCAAGGACCCCCUCAAGGUCCGCCUCAAAUGGGGCAACCAGGAGGUCCAAGCAUGGGACCGCAACACCAUCAGCAAAGUCAAGGUGGCCAAGGACUACAGCCAAAUCAAGCAGGAACUGGUCAAGGUGUUCGUCCUGGUCCUCCAGGUCAAGCGGGUCCUCCUGGACAUCCACAACAAGCCGCUCAGCCACCUGCGCAACCCGGACAGCCUCAAAAUCAAUCCCAACAGGCGCCACCAGGAAAGCAGAAUCGUGUCACUACGAUUUCAAAACCAUGUGGGAUAGAUCCAUUAAUUAUUUUACAAGAACGUGAAAAUCGGGUUGCAUCUCGAAUAGCCGCUCGAAUCGAUCAACUCAACAAUCUUCCAACAAAUAUGCCGGAUGAUUUACGUAUUCAAGCUCAAAUCGAAUUACGUGCUUUGCGUUGUUUAAAUUUUCAACGUCAAUUGCGUAGCGAAAUAAUCGCGUGUACGCGUAAAGAUACCACUUUAGAAACUGCAGUUAAUAUAAAAGCUUAUAAACGAACCAAACGACAAGGUUUAAGAGAAGCUCGAGCUACUGAAAAAUUAGAAAAACAACAAAAAUUGGAAGCGGAGCGAAAGAGACGACAAAAACAUCAAGAAUUUUUGACAAGCGUUUUACAACACGGUAAAGAUUUCAAAGAAUUUCAUCGUAAUAAUCAAGCCAAAAUGGUUCGUUUAAAUAAAUCGGUUAUGAAUUAUCAUUUGAAUGCUGAAAGAGAGCAGAAAAAAGAACAAGAAAGAAUCGAGAAAGAGAGAAUGAGGCGGUUAAUGGCUGAAGAUGAAGAAGGAUAUCGGAAGUUGAUUGAUCAGAAAAAGGAUAAAAGAUUAGCGUUUUUGUUGUCGCAAACCGACGAAUACAUUUCGAAUUUAACUGAAAUGGUUAAGCAACAUAAAAUGGAACAAAAACGGAAACAACAAGAAGAAGAAAAACGAAAGAAGAAAAAGAGAACGUUGGAGAAUCUACAAAACUCAUUAGAUUUGAAUAAAAAGUUGACUUUAAUGGAAACUUCGACUGGAAAAAUUAUUACCGGUGAUGAAGCCCCGAAUCUUAGCCAAUUGCAAACUUUCUUAGACCAAAAUCCUGGAUGGGAAGUUGUUGAAAGUGAUGAGGAAGACGAAGAUGACGAUGAAAACGGAGAAAAUUCCGAAUCCGCCCUCCACAAAGUGAAAAAACACGUCCCGGAGGAAGAUAAAACGAAAACUGUUAUUAAAAAGGCUAAAGUUGAAGAUGAUGAAUAUCACAAAAACGCAAAUGAAGAACAAACAUAUUACAGCAUUGCCCAUACUGUUCAUGAAAUUGUCACGGAACAAGCAUCGAUUAUGGUUAACGGAAAAUUAAAAGAGUACCAAACGAAAGGUUUAGAAUGGUUAGUUUCGUUAUACAAUAAUAAUUUAAAUGGAAUAUUGGCCGACGAGAUGGGUUUGGGGAAAACUAUCCAAACGAUUGCGUUAAUUACGUAUUUAAUGGAAAAGAAAAAGGUUAAUGGGCCGUUUUUGAUCAUUGUCCCACUAUCAACCCUUUCAAAUUGGGUAUUAGAAUUCGAAAAAUGGUCUCCAUCCGUCGUUGUUGUCUCUUAUAAAGGUUCACCUGCUGGACGUAGAGCAAUACAAUCUCAAAUGCGCUCGACUAAAUUCAACGUUUUAUUAACCACCUAUGAAUAUGUUAUUAAAGAUAAAGGUGUAUUAGCAAAACUCCAAUGGAAGUAUAUGAUAAUUGAUGAAGGUCAUCGUAUGAAAAACCACCAUUGUAAAUUAACCCAAGUAUUAAAUACCCAUUAUUUGGCUCCACAUCGUUUAUUGUUAACUGGAACGCCGUUGCAAAAUAAAUUACCAGAAUUAUGGGCGUUAUUAAACUUUCUUUUACCGUCUAUUUUUAAAAGUUGUUCGACGUUCGAGCAAUGGUUUAACGCCCCAUUUGCAACAACGGGUGAAAAAGUCGAGUUGAACGAAGAAGAAACGAUUUUGAUUAUUAGGAGAUUGCAUAAAGUGUUGAGACCGUUUUUGUUGAGGCGAUUAAAGAAAGAGGUCGAAUCGCAAUUGCCGGAUAAAGUAGAGUAUAUUAUCAAAUGUGAUAUGUCAGGUUUACAAAGAGUUUUGUAUAAACAUAUGCAAAGUAAAGGAGUUUUAUUGACAGAUGGAUCAGAAAAAGGUAACAAAGGUAAAGGAGGUGCAAAAGCGUUAAUGAACACCAUCGUACAAUUACGAAAACUCUGUAAUCAUCCGUUUAUGUUUCAAAACAUCGAAGAAAAAUACUGCGACCAUUUAGGUCUGGCGGGGGGUGUCAUUUCCGGUCCAGAUAUUUAUCGCGCGAGUGGAAAAUUCGAAUUAUUAGAUCGCAUUUUACCCAAAUUAAAAGCUACUAACCAUCGCGUACUGCUGUUCUGUCAGAUGACGCAAUUAAUGACCAUCAUGGAGGAUUAUUUGAAUUGGCGUGCUUUCGGAUACUUAAGAUUGGAUGGAACAACGAAAGCGGAAGACCGUGGGGAUUUAUUAAAAAAGUUUAACAUGAAAAAUAGCGAAUAUUUCAUUUUUUUGCUUAGUACUAGAGCCGGCGGUUUGGGUUUAAACUUGCAAAGUGCCGAUACUGUUGUUAUAUUCGAUUCAGAUUGGAACCCACAUCAGGAUCUCCAAGCUCAAGAUCGAGCCCAUAGAAUCGGCCAACAAAACGAAGUGCGUGUUUUACGUUUAAUGACCGUAAAUUCAGUUGAGGAACGAAUUUUAGCGGCAGCCCGAUAUAAAUUAAAUAUGGACGAAAAGGUUAUUCAAGCCGGUAUGUUCGAUCAAAAGUCUACCGGUUCAGAACGACAACAAUUCCUUCAAAGUAUUUUACAUCAAGAUGGAGACGAUGAAGAGGAAGAGAAUGAAGUUCCCGACGAUGAAACUGUAAAUCAAAUGGUUGCGAGAAGCGAAGCUGAAUUUGAAUUAUUCCAAAAAAUGGAUUUAGAACGUCGUCGAGAAGACGCUCGGUUAGGUUCUGCGCGAAAAUCCCGUUUAAUCGAAGAAUCUGAAUUACCUGAUUGGUUAGUUAAAGAAGAUGAUGAAGUCGAAACAAGUUGGAAAUACGACGACCCAUCAACAAACGCGAGCGAAGAAAACUUUUUGGGGCGAGGAACGCGUCAACGCAAAGAAGUAGAUUACACAGAUAGUUUAACCGAAAAGGAAUGGUUGAAAGCGAUCGAUGAAACUGGCGAUUAUGACGACGAAGAUGAAGAAGAGGAACAAAAGAAAAAGAAACGUGGUAGGAAGAAACGAAAACGAGACGAUUCCGAUGAAGAUGUCGUCGUUCCAAUUAGUUCUAGUAAUAAAAGGCGCCGUGGUGGGGGUGGAAAUGGUGUUGAUGCGAAAUUGAAGCGGCAAAUGAAUAAAUUGAUGAAUAUUGUGUUGAAAUAUACUGAUAGUGAUGGUAGAUUGUUGAGUGAGCCAUUUAUGAAAUUGCCACCUAAGAAAGAUUAUCCCGAUUAUUACGAUAUUAUUAAAAAACCGAUCGAUAUGACGAAGAUUGUUAAUAGAAUCGAUGAAGGAAAGUACACGGAUAUGACGGACUUAGAACGCGAUUUCAUGCUUUUAUGUCAAAACGCUCAGAUUUAUAACGAAGAAGCCUCAUUAAUACAUGAAGAUAGUAUCGUGUUACAGUCGGUUUUCACCAAUGCUAAACAGCGCAUCGAGAACGAUUCUUCAUCUUCGUCAUCAAAUUCGGGUGGCAUGGCUGGGAUGGGUGCUGGAAUGUCAGGAACAGGACAAAUGUUGGAUUCGGACGAUGAUGAUAAUAAAUCAGACACCGAUUCAACGGUUAAAAUGAAGAUCAAACUUAAAGGGAGGAAAAGCGGCGGGGGUUCUUCCGGUAGAAGGAAAAGAACCGCGAAAAAAUAUGUUUCGGAGGACGACGACGACGAUGAUGAUUGAAAGUUUAAAAUGAUUAAUAAAAGGUAAUUUACGAUUUUUUGUGAUUAGGUUAUGAAUUAAGAUGCUGAUAGUCAGAAAAUAUUUAGAAUCUUUUAGUUAAUGUUUUCUCAAAUUAAAAAUUCAGCACUUUACGUUAAAAAAUGUUUGUAGCCUUUAUUAACUAAAAUCUUAAAAGGGCUAUUGAUGUUUACAUAUAAAUAUAUAUAGGCAAAAAAUAUAUUUGCUGACGUAACCGUAAACUUAGAAUUUAAAUUUCUGUAUGUAUUUCUAAGAAAUAUAUAAAUGGUUUAAAAUUCAAUAAAAAGUUUCAGACAAAAAGGGUUCAUGUGAUAUCCUUUUCCUUUCAUGAUUUUCAAUGAUGCUUAACAUUUAUAUUUUAGAAUUAUUUUCGUUUUGGAAAGUCAUUGUUUAAAAAUUUAUAUUUAAAAUAUUUUAAUGUUUUUCAGAAGGAGAAUAAAACUGUAUGGAUACAAGAUA
This is a messenger RNA of Onthophagus taurus, 6547 nucleotides long. It is a transcript of the gene brm, whose product is annotated as ATP-dependent helicase brm. Gene Ontology annotation, molecular function: histone binding; ATP binding. Gene Ontology annotation, biological process: regulation of DNA-templated transcription. Lineage: Eukaryota; Metazoa; Arthropoda; Insecta; Coleoptera; Scarabaeidae. Gene Ontology annotation, cellular component: nucleus. The record is from RefSeq and is a predicted model, not a curated record.